AUGGAGAAGAAACGAAGCAAAGAUACAUCUGCAUUGUGGCUGCCUAAGUCUACACCAGAUUGGCAACUAAAUGUACGUGGUUGUCAGCAUGGUCAGGCAUUCACUAUGGACAAACUCAUUAUUCUUACUUCUCUCUUUGGCAAUAACAAUUCACCAUUUACUGUGCAGGAGCUUCUGGCUGCAAAAUCAGCCAAAUUUGCUGCUAGACUCAAAGAGAAUCCGCAGGAAGAUCUUUCUAACUUCCUCCAUAGUGUCCCUGCUGAUGCGGAAACUAUUGAGCUUGUUGCGAGAUUCUAUCAUGGCUAUGAACUACAAAUUUGCAGUCAGAAUGUUGUACAGCUCAUUUCCGUUGCUGACUAUUUGGAGAUGACUGAAAGCCACUGCAAAGAUAAUCUAUUGAACAAAGCUGUUUCGUAUUUUCAACAAAGAAUCCUCCCUAGCUGGUCUGAAACUAUUAAGGCUUUGCAAUCCACAGAAAAGUUAUUUCAACAACCCUUGAAGCUUGAGUUAGUACACGCCUGUUUGGACUCUAUCAUUAGAAAGGCAAAAGCUAGUCCCCAACUUCUGGGUGAACCAAUACGGAAUUCAACUGCAAAUGUUGAUGAUAGCGAUGAGGAUUAUGAAAUUUAUAAGCCAAAUGCAAGAAGAAGGCUCUUCGAUUUUGAUUGGAAAUCAGAGGAUCUAACUACAUUGUCCCUCCAGCUUUAUGAGCCUCUCAUGCAUGGAAUGAAUAAGCAUGGAGUUCCAUCACAGUAUGUGGCAGCAUCUCUUUGUGACUACAUUAAGAAAUGGGUUUUCUGUGGCAGGGGAGAGGAAGCACACAAGAAAAGGUACCAAAAGGACAUCCUUGAAGCAGUUGAGAGGCUUUUGCCAGAUGAAAUAGGACUCCUUCCAUGCACGUUGUUGUUCCAAAUGCUUCGACAUGCUAUAUAUUUGGAAGUUACCUCUGACUGCAGAAAUGGGAUUGAGAUCAGAACUGGAAAACAACUUGACCAAGCAACAGUUCAAGACCUAUUAAUACCAUCUCAAGGCUAUUCUAAGGUACUGCAGUAUGAUAUUCAAUGUGUGAGGAGAAUUGUGAAGGUUUUCUAUGCUAAUUACUCUUCAUCAAAUGUAUCUGACGUAACUGGUCUAAUAGCAGUCGCAGAUCUCAUUGAAGAAUUCUUGGCUGAAGUUGCUAGUGACAUAGACUUGAAGAUAUCUACAUUUGUCGGAUUAGCAGAGAUGUUGAUUUCAGCAUCCAUGGGAGUAAAAACAAACUCAGAUGGAAUAUACAGGGCUGUUUCUAUAUACUUAGAUAAGCACAGACACAUGACAGAAUCCGAGCGAGAAGAAGUGUGUCAAGUUCUGGAUUUCCAAAAGAUGUCCCCUCAAGCCUGUGAUCAUGCUGCCAAAAACGAAAGCUUGCCAUUAAGGAUGGUGCUACAGGUGUUGUUUGCAGGGCAGUUGCAGCUGCGAGACACCAUCACGAAAGAGGUGCAGAGUUCGGAUGAAAAAUUAGUAAAAGAAGAAGCUUACGAGGUUAAUGCACCAAAGUUGGAUUUGUGUGAGGUCAAAAUGAGAUCAGAGGUGGAGAAAAUGAGCAAGAAGGUGAUGCAGCUUGAGAGACAGUGCAGUAUGAUGAGAAAAGAGAUCGAGAACAGCUCUAGCCUUAUGGUGAGGAAGGAGAAAACUAGCUUGUGGAGAGAAAUGAAGAGAAAGUUUGGUUGCAUCAGCAGCGCUCAUGAUUCUGACUGCCAAUUGAAGAAGAAAAAGUUGCCUCCGAGACCAAAACUUGGACUCUGA
Molecule: messenger RNA, 1785 nt
Organism: Fragaria vesca subsp. vesca
Lineage: Eukaryota; Viridiplantae; Streptophyta; Magnoliopsida; Rosales; Rosaceae
Product: BTB/POZ domain-containing protein At5g17580-like
Exons: 3
Coding region: 1-1785 (594 amino acids)
Molecular function (GO): protein binding
Source: RefSeq, a predicted model, not a curated record